Caenorhabditis angaria is the source of this 1315-nucleotide messenger RNA. NCBI's taxonomy places the organism in Eukaryota, Metazoa, Nematoda, Chromadorea, Rhabditida, Rhabditidae. The record is from the annotation of a GenBank genome assembly.
AUGUACGACGAAGAUGAUAUUCCUGUACGAGAACCGGUAGCAAAAAAGACCAAGCCAAUGGACAAUAUUCAAAUGCAGUUUCUUCAAUCACAACUGGCCAAGAAGAAGAAUGCACUUCAAGCUGCUGCAGUAAGUAUUUUUUGGAAAGAAUAUUCUUGAAAACGAUUUUUUCAGCGAUUAAAAAAUGUCGCGAAACCAGCAGCACCAUUGCCAGUUAUCGAUUUAUCCGCAAGAAACAAGUUUAAUACUUCAAAUAGUCAACCAAUGGGACUUCGGCCUGUAAAAGCUAUUCCAGUUGCAGAUAAUAUCAGUUUCCUACCAAAAGCAGCAACAAAUGAUAGUGUAAGUUGAAGAUUUGAGUCUCAAACUUAUAUUUAUUUUACAGUUCAUGAUGUUCGGUGAAUAUUUGGUGAAAAAUGAAUAUCAAAUAAAUGUUCCAAAUGAUUAUGAAAAAAUGUCAAAAAUCAUAAAUGAGAGGAAAAUGAAAGAAAAAGCAGCGAAAGAAGUUGCUAAAAGAUUAGCUCGUGAACAUGAAGAUGAAGAUAAAAAACGAACAAAAGGAGCCGCAAUUGCUCCACCUCAAGCACUUAUUGAAAUUCCACCACCACCUGAAAGAGAUAACGAAAAAGAACAACAAGCAUCUUCAUCAUCUUCUGAAUUAAUGCCACCUCCCUCAUUUUUACCAGCAUUUGGAAAAGCAACAAGUCGAGGUUUAGGAAUUGCUGCAAAUAUAAUGAAAAAACAUGGAUAUAAAGAAGGGCAAGGACUUGGAAAAAUGGAACAAGGAAUGAGUACAGCAUUAAGUAUUGAGAAAACUGGAAUUCGAGGUGGAAAUAUUGUGGCGAAUGAUACAACAGCAACAACACCAAAAGCACCAACAUUUGCAACAAAUUCAUUUGAAGCUAUGCAAAAUGCCACCAAGAUUCUGGCUCUUUCAGUGAGUAACCCUAAAUAAAAUUCAAAUUUACUGAUCAAACAAUUCAGAAUCUGAUAUCAUUGGAAGAACUUCGUGGAGAUUAUGAAAAUAAAGAUGAAUUUGGCGCCGAAAUCCGGGAAGAAUUGGAAAAAUGUGGGCAAGUCAACAAAGUUAUUGUUCAUGUUGUAAGUUUAUCUUUACCUCUUAUUUUUAUGUCAAAAAUUAUUUUGUUAGAAUGAAUCAGCUUCGGAAGAGGAACAAGUUCGAGUUUUGGUGGAAUUCACGAAUUCAGCUCAAGCGAUCAAAGCAUUUGUUGUUAUGAAUGGUCGAUUUUUUGGUGGAAGGAGUGUGAUGGCCGCGUUUCAUAAUGUUGAUGAUUUUCAGAAUCAGAUAUUUUGA